AUGACUGACGGUCGAGAUCGGCGAUUUAUUAUUAGCCUAAGUUCUAGUGAAUCGAGCAGUUUAGAUGAAAUAUCUCAAAGAGAUGAUGAUUCUGAAGGGUGGGCUGAUUGCCAGACUUCGUGUGACUCUCCGCAGAGCCGAGAGAUCGAUAUUCAUGGUGAACCAACGGCAACUGUCGGUGGGCAGGGAGCUUGCAGUGAUCAAGUAACUAAGGAUAUGCACUCGGAAGCAUCACCCAAACAGGGAGUAGCCCUUGAUCAAGAGGUCUCUAAGCCUUCAUCAGUGGCAAAACCCUCUCCGGAAACCUGUAAAAGCAAAAUUUUUGCUGGAAGUGCUCUAUUCGGGGCUGGUUUUCCGUCUGGUCCACCGCCCUCAGGCAAUGUGAUUAUCCCUUCUGAAAAAGACGAUCAGCAGCUUCCACGAUAUCGAGUUGCGAGCGACUCGGAAUGGGAUGCGAUGGAAAUUGAGAAGAAAAAGAAGGCUGCUAGUACUCCUGCAAGUGGUCCGUCUUUUCGCAGUACGCGGCGUAAGGAACCCUCCUCAAAUUUUCCAAAGAAUGAGUCCACGAAAAAUGUGAAACAGUCCACAAGACGUUCGACUGAAGCAGCUUCCGAACAGCGACCAACAUAUGAAAAACAGCCUCAAAAUUUGGUGUACAGAAGCUACACGAGCAAUCCUUCACGAAACCGGCGGACGGUUAGCAAAAAGGAUUUUGUGAACGUCUGCCGACAAUUAAUAGGUUCUGAAAGCGAAGACGAGCAAUACUGUGAUGAGCUCGAUCUGGAACAGAACCAAUGUCUUCCAGCCAAUCAUUCC
Messenger RNA from Ostertagia ostertagi, 816 nucleotides. NCBI's taxonomy places the organism in Eukaryota, Metazoa, Nematoda, Chromadorea, Rhabditida, Trichostrongylidae. The record is from the annotation of a GenBank genome assembly.